AUGGAAGAUGAAAAUAUUCGAAAAGAUUUUACUUCAAAAUUUAGUGAUGAAAAAUAUAAAGAUUUUCUUAAUAAAUUAAAUAGUGAAAUUCCAUCUCCAAUUGAUUAUCGUAUAGCUGAAUCACCAUUAUUUCUUAAUAAAGAUGUUUCAAAUAAAUUAAUAAAAUGUGGUGAAGAAAUACUUGAUUUUCUUUUACGUCCUGAUCUUAAACAAAUAACAGAAAAAUCAAUUCCAGAUAAAUGGCGUUGUCCAAAUGAAAAUGAUCAUUCACAUUUUAUUGGAAUGGAUUUUGCAUUGAGCAAAGAUAAAGAUGGAAAUUUUUCACCGAAAUUAAUUGAAUUUCAAGGUUUUUCAGGUUUAUAUGGUAUACAAGCUCAUUUAGCUAAUGCUUAUAAAGAAAUUUAUAAUAUAUCUGAUGAAUGGAGUAUUUAUAGAAAUGGAUUAGAUGAAACAAGUUAUUUUAAUUUACUUAAACAAAUUAUUGUUGGACCAUAUGAACUUGAUGAAGUUAUAUUAAUGGAUGUACAUCCACAUGAACAACAUACAGCUGCUGAUUUUUAUUUUACAAAAAUACAUAUUAAUAUUCCAAUUGUUGGAUUAGAAGAUUUAAAACAAGAUGGAAAGAAAUUAUUUUAUGAAAUCAAUGGAGAAAAAAAAUAUAUUAAACGUAUUUAUAAUCGAUUAAUUUUUGAUGAAAUUGAUAAAGAUGAAAAUAUAUUUGAAAAGAAUGUUGAUAUAAGACAAGAUCUUGAUGUUGAAUGGAUAACACAUCCUAAUUGGUGGUAUAGAAUAAGUAAAUAUCUUUUACCACAUUUAAAAGGUGAUUAUAUAUUAAAAUCAUUUAUUUUAAAUGAUAUUAUUAAUAAUUUACCUAAUGAUCUUGAAAAUUAUGUUUUAAAACCAUUAUUUUCAUUUGGUGGUAAUAAUGUUAUUAUUGAUAUUAAACAAGAUGAUAUUCAAAAUAUAAAAGAUCCACAAAAUUGGAUAUUACAACAAAAAGCGAAAUAUGAACCAGUUAUGCAUAUAGAAGGAAAUGAUGUUAUUGCAGAAAUUCGUUUAAUGUAUUUUUGGCCAGAUAAAACUCAAAGACCAAUAUUAACUGCAAAUAAUACACGUUUAAGUACUGGAAAUAUGAUUAAUGUUGGAAGUAAUAAAAAUAAAAAAUGGGCUGGAGCAACUGUUACUUUUAUGCAAAAAUAA
Molecule: messenger RNA, 1200 nt
Organism: Adineta steineri
Lineage: Eukaryota; Metazoa; Rotifera; Eurotatoria; Adinetida; Adinetidae
Source: the annotation of a GenBank genome assembly